CGGCUUUUAUCAAGACUUUUGAUGAAACGAAAAAAAUACACGUGUUUUCAAAUAAAUCACAAUUGAAAAUAUACAAAGAAAUAUAUUUGCAACCAUGGAGAAAAGCAAUGUCAUUAGCACAGUAUUUCAACAUUCAUCUGUCAAAGUUGAUGAAGUUUGUACCAACUUAAUAGAGAGUAUUCAAGAUAGUCUAGAUCAAGGAUUCAAGUUUGAAGAUAUUUCCUCAUACAAUCACAAUCUUAGUGUGUUGAAAGAUCUUCUUUGUUGCCAUAGUAACAAGAUUAGUGAAGAAACUAGCAAGGAUAUUGAUGUAGAAAAUCUGUAUGGCUUGAAAGCAAAUGUUGUUGAAAAAGUUUGCUUACCUUUGUUAGAAUGUUUGUACCCAUCUACAGAUUCUAGGUCGGAUGUGCAAAUUUUAUUAGGAAUUGUUGGAAAGCUGGUGGCAGUUUGUGUACAGAGCAAUGAAGAAAUAUUGGCCAGAGUUCUUGAAUAUAUUGAAAUCAACAUUGAAAGAUACACGGAUGCCAAGCCAACUAGCUAUGAUUUACAGCAUGAUAAAUCUCUGAUAGACAUACACACCCUUCUAGAAGUUACAAGACAUGUGAUCAAUGCUGCUGCAAGAGAAAGAAUUGAUAAUGAGAAACUUGUUGCUAAGUUUAAGUCAAUAUUUAUGACGGUAACCAAGUGUCUAGAGUUUAUAUCUGUAGAGCUAAUUGGAAGCACAUGUGUUCCAGUUCUCCUGAAGGUUAUUAAAGUAGAUAUAAAAAAUGUCUCUGAAUAUGCUGAAUUUAUAUGGAAAUAUAUUCUGAACUUUUCACAGUUAAACGACAGAAGGAAACAAUUCUUACUGCUCUGUGGAUUUGCUAACUAUUUCUUCCCAGUAACAGGAGAAUUGUGCUGUGUAGAUGUUAAAUGUAAACAAGAGUUUUGGGAAAUUCUUCAGUCUGGAUUAAUUAACAAGGACUCUGUGAAUAGAAAGAGAUCUCUGUAUUUGUUAAAAAGGAUUGUAGAUAUAUGUGAAAGUACAUCUUUGGAGGUAAAUACAGAACAGUCACAACCAAUAUUCUGGUGGAGUAAAGACAGAUCUUCAGAGCUAUCAAAGACAUGGCAAGAUUUCAUGCUACUUGCAGAAGUUUUGGAGGAAAAACAGGUACAUGUCAUCAGACCUCUACUACCAAGAAUGAAACUGCUUGUGAAAGCCACAGAAACCACCACGAGGAAAGGACCACCUUUAUUACAUACCUCCUGGUUGAUGACAAUAAUAUUGAGAAGUUCAUAUCAUGAGAGUCUCCAGAUUAUAAGAUGGUCAGCGGAAACAAUUCUCUCCCUUGAUCUGUACAAGUGUCCUAUGAUAGAACAAGGUUUAGAUCAGUAUUUGACAGGAGAAAUGCUGUAUUCUCUUCAAGAGCCAAAACUGUAUGUGAGGGAACAAGGAUCUUCUCUUGGCACAAUGCCAGCCAUGGCUGAGAAGCUUGUCACUUUCUUUACAACAUGUUGGGAGGUCAUGUCACAGGAAAAACGAGGGCCAUUUUUCUGUCAGAUGAUAAAUAAUAUUUCUUCAAGACAUUGGGGCCCAGCAGCCUUACUCUUUAUCUGCAGGGGUCUAGCCCAGAUACCAUCAACAGCAUGUCUGGACAGAGAAACUGUUCAAGGACUUAGGAAAUUAUUGACAGGGUUUAUAGUUGCCAUAGAUACAUAUUUUCGAGGCAGCAUUCAAGGUUAUGUGGUACAGAUCUUGAUCAAACUUGUGGAUAAGGGUACAGUGCCUUUAGAAGAUCUUGCACAGAUUUUGUGCCUUGUAAGAAGAGAGGAGAGUUUACAAAGGGGAGCAACUCUAUGGACCAGCUGUGUCACAUGGUUUCAAGAAGGCGGAGCUGACAAAACAGACUGGGACCAUGAUGGAAUGAGAAAAUAUUUGGAAAAUAGUGUUACACAAUAUCUGCAAACCAGCCUAGACUCAAGAUAUACAACAGCAGAUUCAGCUACAGCUGUGAUGGUAGCCAGGUUACUGUUGCUAGCCUCAGAUGCUUCAAUAGCAACCAAGAUGGAUGACAGUAAUUCAAGCACUUUGAUCAGAAUCACGCAGACUCUUUCAUCAGUGUUAAAUUCCAUCAAUACACAUGCGUACAUGUCAACGCACAAGGCAGAUAAGGCACUUCUUCUGUUGUCACUAUUGAUGAAAGAGUCGAAACCUAAAGGCUACAUACAAGAUGAUGAUGUAAUGAAGGUGAUUAAUAGUACUGUAGAAAACUGUCAGUCAGAAUGUCUGGUGUAUGUUGGAAGACAAAUAUCUGACAAUAUCAUCUCUUUAUCAGAUUUGAGUGAGAUAGAACUAUAUAUGGAUUAUGUACAACUGUUAGCCAAGUCAGUACCUACAGUGAGAAAUGUUCAGUUUGAUAGACUGGUAGAUACAUGUAUAGGAAUUGUCAACAAACCACAGGAGGUCAUGAACUUAUCAAAGAAAAUGAAGCAGUUGUCAGCAGUUUGCAUUCUGGGAAGUUUAUCAUGCUUCCUGUCACAUGAUCUCACAAAGUCAUGUGACCAAGAUAGUAAAUGGCAUGUGGAAUUGAGAAAUAAAAUCUGUGAGAUGUUAAAGACAUGGAAGUUGACUUCAAACUUCACCAAACCAUCAGGUGAUCAAAGACUAAGUCAACAAGAAUGGGGAAAAAUAAGCUCCCUAUUCCUGGAGAAUCAGUGGCAGAUUGUAGAGAUGGCGCUGCAGCACAGUGCUGCCCCCUGGUGUGACAUGCUAGAGUUACUGGCCCUUGCAGAGGAUACAUUAUCUGUGGGAACAGAACAGACAUCUGUGAUAGUGCUAAAGUGCCUUAGGAUGAUUAUACCGAAGGUUAAAGAGAUGGUGACUGAGGACAAAUUGAUAUCUACUCUGGAAAUGUGCUGGGCAAGUUUUCAGGAGUCUCGUAGAAUAGUGGCAUUUUGGGACGUGUUAGAAGCAUUUGUGCAGGCAGCAUUUCAGCCAUGUUUGUUACAGCUGGAGGAAGGUUCUUUAGUUAUAGUAGCACUUACAGAGUAUGCAGAAAAGUUGAUAGAGGUUGGAAAGGACAAGAAUGGUGUGGUGAAUGCACUUGCCACUCAGCUGUGUAAGGUAUUGUGCGAGCCUGAUAUGUUACUUCAUGCUGACAAGUUUAUUACAAUCAUUGUAGACUUGUCUAUGUUUGGUGCUCUCAUCAGGAGGGGUGUCAGACAAGUGCAUGAUAUAUGUGCGGCAUUGGAAACAGAUGGUGAUUCCUGUCCAGCUCAUGGCCUUGUUAAACCAAUGUGCAAUGAAGAUGUUCUAGUCCGAGUCUCAGUCAUCAAUUUAUUGUGUCUACUGAAUCCUGACAACCAGUCUCACUGUUGCCUAGCAAUGAAGAUAAUGAAACGCUGUCUAAAGGUGUAUGAUGAUGUAGCUAAAGGCAGUACAAACAGGUUCUCUAAUAGCCAGGUCCAUAGACAAAGACACAGGUUAAUACAGACUGUAUUACUGUUACAGGACUAUGUAGAUGAACUUUGGAAGAUCAUCUGGGGCCAUUUAGAAUGUGAGACCCAGCCUUCAAUUAGGCAUCUGCUGGAAUGGGUUGCUAUGUGGCUAAUGCAUAGACAUAGGCACCUGAGAGAACAACUCUGGCUUCUAUUUGAAAAGUACAGAGAAACCAAGAAUCUGACUCUAUGUUCUCUAUUAUGUAUUGUUAUACAUAUGGGACCUCACCUGCCUACCAGUGAACAGACUGAAUACUUCAAACAGGCAAUACCUAACAUACUACCAUGGUGUAUGGCUCACCAUUUCCACACCAGGAUUUACUCUCAAGCCGUCAUGGCCAAACUUUGGGAACAGUGUCAUCAACUAGGUCUUCAUGACAUUGUGAAACAAAAUGCUAUACUUACCUGUAUUGUGGACUUUAGUCAGCAAAAUAGAAAUUCCACAAGAAAUGUUAAGAAACUGCUGGACAGUUUCUUCUUCAAGUUUCUGGACUUUGAGAGAGAUUUUACUCUUGAGACAAUAUAUAAAAUAAUGUCAAUGAUGACAUCACUGACAGAAGAGGACUGGAUCCAGCCGGAACAAUUUAUAGAGAACAGUUCUAUAUGGAAUGAUGGGACUGGUUCCAGUUUUAUUCAACUGAGAAAUGUUGCUAGGGACUUUGAGCAGUGUGAUCCCGGUUUGUGGAAAUACAUCAGUCUGAAGAAUCCAGCAGACGAAGAUGCAGCAGAAGACACUGUAGCAGACGACACUGAGAGUGAUGUACAGAAGAAGAUAAUGCCAUGGCGACAGAUGAUGAUGGACGAGGAAACAAUGUCAGAAGUAGAUCAUGGUGUGAAACAACACAUCGAGGGAGGGCUGGUUGUUGUUACUUCACUGAUAAACAAAGUGCCGAACUUGGGAGGUUUAUGUCGGACCAGUGAGAUAUUUGGUGUAUCAGAGUAUGUAUUAGGAAAGAUGGGAUAUGUAGAUGACAAAGCGUUUCAAGUACUGAGUGUGACUGCUCAUAAAUGGAUCCCAAUAACAGAGGUACAUGAGACAAAAUUGAUUGACUAUUUACAACAGAAACGACAGGAAGGUUAUACACUAGUGGGUGUGGAGCAGACAGCAAACAGUGUAUGCUUAACUGAAUACACGUUUCCUGAGAAAACCUUACUACUCCUUGGAAAUGAGAAGGAAGGUAUUCCUGUAGAGUUGAUUAGUUUACUGGAUGUGUGUGUAGAGAUACCUCAACAAGGUGUAAUUAGGUCAUUAAAUGUACACGUCAGUGGUGCAAUACUUAUCUGGGAAUACAGACGACAACAGCUGAUGAAAACAUGUAGCAGUUGAUGAUAACUAUUUAUUAGGAAAUAUUAUUUUAAAGAUAUAUUUUUUGAGGGUGAUUUGCAAGGCCAGAGAAAGCAUGUGAUCACAGUGUUUAAUGUAAUGAUAAUUUGUAGGUUAAAGUAUGUAAUUAUUUUUUGGACAUACGUAUUUCAAUUUUAAUGAAUAAAUCUAGUUUUUAAGUACUGUUUGUAAAACAAGCAUAAUUUAUAAAGCAAUAAUUAACAAUGUACUUUGGAGGCCCAUGAAGCCUUAAAGAUCCUGUAACUCAAUUUUUUUUUGUUAAUUAACAAUGUACUUUGGAGGCCCAUGAAGCCUUAAAGAUCCUGUAAC
This is a messenger RNA of Ruditapes philippinarum (Manila clam), 5131 nucleotides long. Its product is annotated as probable methyltransferase TARBP1. Gene Ontology annotation, biological process: tRNA methylation. Lineage: Eukaryota; Metazoa; Mollusca; Bivalvia; Venerida; Veneridae. The transcript is spliced from 27 exons. Gene Ontology annotation, molecular function: RNA binding; tRNA (guanine) methyltransferase activity. The coding region runs from base 95 to 4804 and encodes 1569 amino acids. The record is from RefSeq and is a predicted model, not a curated record.